AUUGUGUUCAAGAAACAGACGUGGUGUUUGUGGGUUUGUUCCGUUUGUCUUUUACUUUCCUGGGACUCUGCAGCAGGACGCUGUGAAAUGAAAAGUAGACACUGAAAGUCCAGAAAUAACUCUCUUCUAGACAUCACGCCCGCUCCCCUCGCUCAAUACAUCUAGGGAAUAAAAGUAAACACGGUGUGUCCGGGUGAGAAAUCAGGUUUCAUGCUGCUGCUGGUGCUGCUGCAGCGUCUGGCUGGCUCAGCCAUGUUUUUUCUCCGUCCACAUCUGGUUUCCACUCCUCCGGCUCUUCAUGCGGUUUCAGCUGUUUUUCUGUCAGACUUUAAAAACCUCCACGUCCCCGUCACUGCGUCGGCAGUUCUGCCCGGAGGUCUACAGUUACACAGUGCCGUAACCAGCUCAUGUGAAAUUACACGCCUGACCACAACGCCGUGAAAAAGUGCAGCGCAGCCUCGCAGACACAAAUAGACGAGUUUAGAGUGAGUCUGGCCUCAAGCCCAGCCGAGCUCCAGAGGAGAAUCUAAAAGUCGUUAUAGUCUCAGUGCAGCUCAGUGAGGCUCUCUCUCUCACACACGCUUUUCUCUCUGUGAGGGACGACAGACGCAGACACAAACAUUAUCAGACACAGACGGACUCAGAUAACACACACACACACACAUAUACACACACAAGGCAUUGAGGAUGAAAUCCUGCAGGACUUCAGCAGACCGUUCAAUGUAGUGUUUCUCUCGGCUAUGCAGCAGUGCAGGAGGGACGGUGAAGAUGGACACCCCGAAAUCCUCCAGAGCUAACAACACUCCUCUGACCACGCCCACCCGGAUGCAUGUGAUCCAGGUGGACUCAGUGCAGCGCUGGAUGGAGGAUCUGCGUCACAUGACUGAGGUGGAGUGUAUGUGUGUACUGCAGUCCAAGCCGCUGGGCGUGGAUGAGGACUCUGCAGGUGAGCUCAUCAUCCCUGGGGUGGGUGUGGCCAGCGAUCAUGUGACACGAGACAACCUGCAGACACUCCUGAAGAGGGCACUGGUUGUCAGCACUGAGCUGGGCAAGAUGUUCCAGCGUCUAGAAAAAGGACGAUGGCAGCGUGUACAUGGAACCGCUGUCAGAGCCAACUGCCAUGUCCGCUCGCUGGUGCAUGAGUGCAGUGCUCACAGAACCAACAACACACACAUGCAGAAGUAUGAAGCCACUCUGCUGGAGAAGUGUAUGGAGCUCACUGUCAUCACUGAGAGGUGUCUCCACACAGAUGAUGAAUAUUUCCUCAAGUCCAUGAAGGAGGCCAUCCAUGAGAUCCUUACAGAUGUCAGUGAUUCAUUCAGCCAAAUGAUUGACAUGGCCUUAGCCAAUGAAAUACAAGUCCUGAUCAGGCAGGUUGAGGAGUCAGAUGAUGUGUUCCUCAUGGAAAACGCAAUCAGUAACCUGCUGUCACUCACUCAGGAUGGACCGCAGCUCUGCAGCAUCAUCGCCAAAGAAGGUGCAGUCAUUGCUCUGUUGAAGAUCUGUAGGCAGGAUUGUUUCAGCUCUCUUUACGCUCCUGCACUCAGGACCGUCGCCUCCAUCUGCUGCGUGGAGGAGGGAAUCAACCAACUGGAGAAAGUGGAUGGUGUACUGUGUCUGGCUGAUAUUCUGACUGAUGAAGCUUGUACAGAAGCAGCUCGAGCUGAAGCAGCUGCUGUUGUGGCUCAGAUCACGUCUCCUCAUCACUCCAACACACACCACCUGUCCAGCUUCAUUGAGAGCAUGCAGGACAUCGUCUCCGCCCUCAUCAAGCUUUGUGAGACUGCAUCGUGUGGUGAAGUGUUCCUCUUAGCCUCGGCUGCACUGGCGAAUAUCACUUUCUUUGACAGUUUGGCAUGUGAGAUCCUGCUGCAGCUGAACGCAGUGCACAUCCUCCUCCAGGCCUGCAGAGACCGCCAGCGAGUCGACACACCUUACUCUAAAGACCAGGUUGUAACAAUUCUGGCCAAUUUGUCUGUUUUGGAGCAAACAGCAUCAGAGGUCUUACAGGAAAACGGACUGGAGCGUCUGCUUGUGCUGCUAGGAGAGAAACCGUCUUCCUCCAGUCCAUCAGAAGGUGCUGCAUGUGAGCGCGUGCAGCAGAAAGCUGCAGUAACACUUGCCCGGUUAAGCCGAGAUCCCGACGUUGCUCAGGCUGCAAUCGAGCUGCAAGCUGUGCCACGUCUCAUUGAGCUGUGUCGAUCUCCAGCUGAGAGGAACAGCAGUGACUCCGUUUUAGUGGCCUGUCUGGCUGCUCUAAGGCGAUUGGCUGCUGGAUGUUCUGACAGUAUCGACCCAGCGGAUCAUCAGCAGCUCAUUAAGCCGCGACUCGUCGACUCAUUCCUGCUCUGUUCCAACAUGGAGGAGAGUUUUGUCUGAAGCUGCUUCCCGCUUGCACACACACACACACACACACACAAUGCUGAACUAGGUUAAGCUGUUAAGUAUUGUUGCAAGUUUUAGCUUAGGGGCUACAGUGCUAAUGCUAACUUCACUGUGUUUAUUUCUCUGACCAGAAAAUUAAAUAUUAUUCAGCUUCGAUUUGGAACACCAUCUACAGAAAACCUAACAGAACCUAAACCUGACAGACCAACAGUAGAACUAAAAUUAAACCUAAACGACACAAACAAGAAUCCAAACCAGAACAGAGCUAGAAUCAAAAGGAGAAGAAUCAGACAGAACAAGAAUCAGAAUUCGUAAUAGAACUAAACUAAAAAUAGAAGACCAGGCCAAGAACCCAAUACAAGUACUAUAAAGGAAACAAGAACUGGGCAAGGUGAUUGAGUGAAGCUCUGUGCUAGAAAUGUGUUCCUGUGCUAGAACUCCAUGUUUUGGUAUUAGAAAUUUGUGUUAAUGAGUGUAAACACCACUAAAGGGAUUAGAACCCUGUGUUCCAGCGAUAGAACCCAAUGUUCCUCUUGCUAGAACCCUGUGUUCCUGAGUGUAAUCACCACUAAAUGGGAAUUACAAUCACAGCAGUUCAAGAGCACUGUUGAGUUAUAAUGAAUUAUUUAAUUAAUAAAAUACUGCUUUUUUUUAUUUUUUAAAGUUUUUACACACAAUUUGUAACAUUUCUAACAUUCAUAAAUGUUCACAACGUUGACUUAAAUUAACUUUAAGGGAUUUAAGAGCAAUAAAAGUGUUUUGGAGAAAUGUGCAUGAAAUAAAAAAAAACUUUUUUGUCGUAUUUUCACAAAAUCUUAUUUAAAGAAAUUGAUUCAUGCUGCAUCGGGUUGAGAAUCAGACUGGAGGAGGGGGCGGGGCCAAACACAGGUACGUGAACAGAGGGCGGAGCCGGGACAGGUGAUGAGUGAAGACUUGCACCUGUGUGGGAUUUUUUGUGUUGGGUUUGUUGCAGUGAGUGGCGGUGAGGGCAAAAAAGGGAGAAACGAGUGUGUGUGUGUGUGUGUUUACUUUUGUUUCUAUUUUUAGCUAAAGAAGCCCAGCAGUGUGUGAUCAUCAUGACCACCUCCUUAGGGAGCGAAUACAACAUAAAUAUUCUACUAUAGAUCUGUUCAAUAAAUUAUGGAUUAAUAAUAUUUUAAUAUUUGUAUUUUUAGUCAGCACUUUAUCCUGUUCAGGCCCGUGGAUCUUGUGGACCUGAAGCAGGAAUAAACACAGACUAGGAUAAAGAGCAGUGCGUCUUUAACACUUAAACUUCUGAUUAUACAAUAAUUACAUCUUUAUUCAUAAUUAUUUUCAUCAGGCCUCUCUGAUCAUUUCUGAGUCCAGAAUUUAAGAAAAUCAUCCUGUCACGUGAGGCGAGUGGAAACACGGAGCGGGUGGAGCAGUCGGACCUUACACAGGCAGGGACGAGAACACUGAAAUCACGGAACAGGAAGUGUGAGAGUCAAAGACGUGAGAACAAACUUUAAACGAGUUGGUGCUAUGGCGAAACAGGAAACAGGGCUUGGUAUCACGAGUUCACGUAGAGACAACACUGAUAGUUCACAAUGAAGACUUGACACGUGAGGGUUUAAAUACAUGGACAAACCAAACAGGAAAACAGAACAGGUGAGAUGAAUUAGUAAGAAGAAAGGGGCGGAGACAAAACAUGAAUCAGAACAAAGACACAAAACAUGAACCGAUCGGAACACGAACAUUACAACAUGCAGCACAAACUCACACACAUACACACACACACACACAUUCAUCUCAUACACACACACACACACAUUCAUCUCAUACACACACACACACAUUCAUCUCAUACACACACACACACACUUCAUCUCAUACACACACACACACACUUCAUCUCAUACACACACACACACACUUCAUCUCAUACACACACACACACACACACACACUUCAUCUCAUACACACACACACACUUCAUCUCAUACACACACACACACACACACUUCAUCUCAUACACACACACACACACACUUCAUCUCAUACACACACACACACACACACUUCAUCUCAUACACACACACACACACACACUUCAUCUCAUACACACACACACA
This is a messenger RNA of Hemibagrus wyckioides, 4478 nucleotides long. RefSeq names its product protein inscuteable homolog (gene insc). The record is from RefSeq and is a predicted model, not a curated record. Bases 769 to 2379 code for a protein of 536 amino acids. NCBI's taxonomy places the organism in Eukaryota, Metazoa, Chordata, Actinopteri, Siluriformes, Bagridae. Gene Ontology annotation, molecular function: protein binding; cytoskeletal adaptor activity. Gene Ontology annotation, biological process: establishment of mitotic spindle orientation; regulation of asymmetric cell division; apical protein localization. Gene Ontology annotation, cellular component: apical cortex. The transcript is spliced from 13 exons.